This is a messenger RNA of Candoia aspera, 2717 nucleotides long. It is a transcript of the gene TSEN54, whose product is annotated as tRNA splicing endonuclease subunit 54. The transcript is spliced from 11 exons. Gene Ontology annotation, cellular component: tRNA-intron endonuclease complex. The record is from RefSeq and is a predicted model, not a curated record. NCBI's taxonomy places the organism in Eukaryota, Metazoa, Chordata, Lepidosauria, Squamata, Candoiidae. Gene Ontology annotation, biological process: tRNA-type intron splice site recognition and cleavage. Bases 515 to 1783 code for a protein of 422 amino acids.
GGGAAUGGGUGGUUGGUUGGAGAGAACGCCGGAAGUGGUGGAAGGUCGGGCGUUCUCUCCUCCCUCCCACGCCUUUGCCACGUGCGGUUCCGGGUGGGCAGCGGCGGGCAGCGUUCCCGGGCCGCCCUGGCAUCUAGAAGGCAGGAAUUUUGCUCCAGGAAGCCUGCUUGCACACGCGAUGUAGGAGCAGUGUUUCCACCAGGCAGGGCAGAAAUAGAGGCUGUGUUCUCACGACUCACGGACCUACAAACUCGCCGAUUGCUUUCACCCAGCAGAAUUGCUGGCAGCUCGAACACGUGACCACAAGAUCCCCCAGCGCUCACUUGGUCAGAAAGAUUUCAUUCCUGAUGGAUCCAAAGAACAAGAAUCAAAGCUGCGUCAAUGCCGGAAAGAACACUGGCAACUUUUGGAGGAGCAACGUGUAGUGCGCUUGGGAAGUCUGGUGAAGGCUGAGUGGAAGCCUCAGGAGGGUAUUGUGGAACUGAAAUCCCCCGCAGGGAAAUUCUGGCAUACGAUGGGGUUUGCACAGCAUGGAAAGCAGUGCCUGCUUCCAGAAGAAGCCCUAUAUCUCCUGGAAUGCGGAUCCCUUCAGUUGUUCUACAGAGAGCUGCCUUUGUCAGUCCAGGAAGCCUAUGAGAAUCUGCUGUCUCCAAAGUCGGUCAGCCUGCUAAAUUACCAGGUAUAUAGCCACUUGAAGCGACUGGGUUACAUCGUUUUGAGAUUCCAUUCCAGCACCAUCCCAACGCCUUACGAGAGGCAGCUGAAUCUGGAUAGCCACUAUCAAAGAACAGAGAGAGGCGGCCACAAGAGGCGAAGGAGCUCCAGCCCUCGGUCGCAAGACAAGAAAUCCAAACUGUCUGAGAAAUCCCAGGAAUUGUCACCUAAAAUGGCCAAGAUCCAUCAUGCUCAUUCCAGCCCUCCGGCAUCAGAUGGCUCACCCAAAGCAAGAAUAAAGGCAUCAGAUCCCAAAACUGCCAAUACAGAGUUGGUCCCAUCUUCAAGUGUCACAAGGGAAUGUAGUGAAUUGUCCACUUGUGUUCAAGACUACACAGAGACAUGUAGCAAGACCCCUGGGGAAAGCCAUCGUGAUAUCUGUGCAUCCAGGUGGAAUUUCACCUCCGUUGAUUUUCCCAACAUGGGUGCUGAUUACCCUCGAGUCUCCCUGCCAGAGCCUGAUAAGAGGCUCCUCCCAGAGAACGUAGCGGCACGGGCGGUUGACGCAAGCCAUUGGCGCAGGCGGCUCAACCAGAAACGUGAGAGGUUGACUUGCAAGGAACAGGAGCAGCUGAAGUGGGAGAGCAGAUACAAGAGGAGUAUCAAUGAGGAUGCGGAAGUCAGGCGCUGCACCACCUGGCAAGCAUACAAGGCACUUCUGAAAGAGAGGAGCGGUCUGGCAGAUCUCUGCAUACAGGCAGUCACCCCACUAGUGAAGCCAAACCAAGGACUUUCCACAGCUGACAUCCUUCAAAAGAUCAGCGUUUUCCAACCCACACACUUAUCAGAGGAAGCAUUUCAAUUACAGAAUCAUUCAUCAGAGCUAAAGAUAGAUUUUGAUGUGUAUCAUGCUGAUGCAGCUUCAACUUUUAAAAAGAAUGAUCCUGGGAAGCCUUAUGUACGGAUGUGCGUUCGAAGGUUUGAUGAGCAGGUCCCGUCCCUGAAGAUUGUGAAGCAACUAUCUUACCAAAGUGGUGAUGUUCCUGUGGUGUUUGCUCUCGUUGACAAUGGAAACCUCACUUUCUUCUCUUUUAAGGGGUUCAAAUUGCCAACUGAUGUUUAUUCCUGAUGCCGAUGCUGUCAUCUGGAGAAGCUGUUUUAUGAAUGAAUGUGUUGAAAUAAAAGAUUACUCAGGUCUUGAUACUGUUCAGUUGGAGAUUGCCUGGAAUGCUGACUAACAGUACUGUGCUGCCAAAGUACUGUAUAGCAAGAGCCUAAGAGGAAAAAACGGUUCCAACAAAAUCUCUUCUGAUUAGAAACACAGCUGUUUUAUUCUUUCAAUCCACAAGUUCUCUGUUUUUAGUUUGCUAUUACCUAAAGCAGCAUUUCUGCCAAUCUGGAACAGUUUACUAAUCUCGGGUCUAGGCAAAGACCCACAAUAUAUUUUGGCACCAGCCGAAUGUAGAAGCUGGAAGCUACUUUCAUGAUUCACCAAAUAGCAAAGACAAAAAAAGGUCAUUUUUUCCUAAUAAUCUUUCGUUCCAGACCCAAGUAUAAUUAUGGGACAUAUGAGAAUGGUGGCUGGGUAUAUAGGUCACUCGUCACUUUUUCUACCAGAAAAGAAAGGCGGCUACCAAAUGCGUAGUUUAUACAGAAUCAAUGGAAUUAUACCACCACUUAAUUUCUACUUGCAGAUCUAUAUAAUGUAUCUAAUUUACUUAAGGUUUGGGUUACUGUUAGUGGAAUGCCAUGAUCUGCUUCUGCUUUCUAGCAUAUCCUAGAUGCAGUUUAAGAUGGCUGGAAAUAAUCACCAAGUUUAUUUUACACUCUUGGCUGCUAUAAAUUUUUUUUCCUCCAGAUACCAACAUUUUUUCUUUACUAUGAAAUUCCACGGCAGUUGAACCUUCCAAUGUUACUAGGCACUGUAAAAGGCACUGAAUAUUUUCUUGUUCAGGAGUAGCUUUCAUGAGAAAUUUUACAUAGAAAUUGCAGAAAAAUUGUUUUGAUUUUGAGGUUAUUUCAGUUUGGAAGCAAAAGCAAUAAAAUUAUUUGUGUUAACAGAA